AUCUCUUCUCCAACCAACUUCCACCGCUUGCUCUGGCAGUGGUACCCACCCGACGCCCGCCUCCCUUCCUUCGUGCAUCGGCGAUCCGCGCUACCCACCGGAGGUCGCCUCCCUCCCCACUCUGCACGACGAACCCCCAUAUCGAGCCUACACCCGCAUCAUUCCCAUCUCCCAGGUGCCAUGGUCUCGUUCCGCACAGGGAGCUCUGCCCCCGGACCCGCCGGCCGCCUCCCUCACCACCCGCACGACGAGGCAGACCGACUGACGUGCCACCUGCACGAUGAGCCCAGACUCAUCGGCGCAUUCCUCCCCACCCGCCGGUGCGUCCAUUCCUAGCCGCCGGUGCACCACGCUCAUCACCCGGUCGGCACGCCAAUCAACUACGGCCAACUCCUCAGUGAAUGUUCCAAAGUGCGCUGGCCUUGUUUUAUGAUUUCUCAUAUAUCUCUCCAUCUUCUGUGACUUGCCUGAUUCCUGUGUUCCCAGCUGCUCAGUGAAUGUCGCUAUUUCUUUAUGUGUUGCUAGCAUCUAUUAUUUAGAUUGCGAGACGAGCUUGAACUCUGCAAUAGAUUUAUGACAUGUUUUUUGUUUCA
This is a messenger RNA of Zea mays, 593 nucleotides long. RefSeq lists its product as uncharacterized. The record is from RefSeq and is marked validated. Lineage: Eukaryota; Viridiplantae; Streptophyta; Magnoliopsida; Poales; Poaceae. The transcript has a single exon. The coding region runs from base 181 to 336 and encodes 51 amino acids.